GGUCUUGCUGUGCCAGUCGCGCUCCUGCACUUACACGUCGCUGAACUCUGAUACGGUACGCGUUCGUUCUGGGCACGUUUGCGCGUUCCUUCGUACGCGCGUGUGUGUUGCACCAUACGAGAUAUCCUGUCUGCCGAACGCGCACACGGUGUAAACACUUUCUACUCUGACCUCGGUCGACCGAUCGAAACGUGGGCGACGGAGACACAAAGCUCCUGGCGAUAGCCAGGAAAAAGUGACACGCGCCGUUAUGCGGUGUCCUGUGCGUCUUGUCGGUCGUGCGCACGUUCGCGAGAUCGAAACACACUGUGAAAAUGACAGUGAACGACUUCGACAGUGACGAAACUUCGAACGACGAUCGAGUGGGUUCUUAGGCGAGAGUAAUGUCAAGAAGUACGAGCCACUAAGUUACCUGAAAAAUUACGAGACAAAGUGUAAUCUGGUGUCAUUGGAAAUCCUGAUUACGCGAGGAAUAUUAUAUCGCGUACCUUUCCGCUGGAGUCCUUUUCCCGCGUUUUUUCCCGACAGCGUACGUUCCGCUCGAAUUUCGAGUUACACACCGUGCUCCAAACCGCGAGGAAUCGAAUUCCUGACAGCGUCGAUGUCGAAGUGUCUAGCGUUUCGACGAUCAGCGUAGAAGCCUUUCGUAAAGGGUGCAACAGGAUACUCGCGUUAGGUUAGGUCGGAGCGUCGUGAUCGAACUGGUCGCCCCCCCCCCCCCCCCCCGAGUGUGCGGACGUUGAAAGGAUACGCGGCUGUCAGGAGUGAAGGCUUUUGAACGCAAUCGAGAGUACAGCAGCCGGUUAUGAUGGGUGUACUGAGAUGGAGGCACGAUCUUAGAUCGGAUGCCGGCCAACAGCAGCAACAACGGCCCAACAGCGAACGGUCUUCAACAGGACACAAUAGCCACGCGCAUGCGCACACGCACACACUGCCGAAACUUAUAUCGCAGACCCCGAGGGAGGAUAGGGCAGCGUCGAGUCCUGGUAAUCAGAAUAAUCACACACCCACACCGUCCCCGUCACCGGUUGGCGAUGCACCCGCUGGCAGGGCUCUUAUGGAGGCUGCGCUCCAGCAGGCCACUUCCGGAUCUCAGCCGCCUCUUGUGGUGAUACCGUCUGGAUACUGGGUCGACGGUACCGAUCAUCGACACGCCCUGGACUCAGCUGGCAGGGCGUUACUUCCGGCGCAGCCUGCAUGGCAACCCAGGAUAGACCAGGACGACACCGCCAAAUGUUACAGGCGAUUCUUCGUCGGCAGGGAGCACGUGAAUUUGGUGGGAAGAGACGGGGAGAACGGGCCGGUCCUCGUCUCGGUGAAGGCCGAGACGGUUGCUGGACAGGAGCACUGGAGGGUGUUGUUACGAUUGCGAGCAGGUUCGACACACGAGUUGGUACCGGCCGUGAACCUCGGCCCGAAUCCGUCACCAGCGAAAAUGGUCAAGGCGAUCAACGAAUCCCUGAACGUGAGCACGUUGAUGCCUGUUGUCUGUUCUGGUGCCGGUACACUGAUAGCACGGUAUGACGAACAUGCUCUGGUGUCGAGGUUUAAAUUCGGUGUUCUUCACCAACGUGCCGGCCAAGUGACCGAAGAGCAACUCUUUGGAAAUAGACAAAUUACCCCGGCUUUCCAAGAAUUUCUCGAUUUACUGGGCCAGAAAAUCGACCUGAAGGAUCACAAAGGAUACCGCGGUGGUUUAGACACUCGACACGGACAGACAGGAGAUUCCGCGGUAUACGAAGUAUUUCGAGGUCGAGAAGUGCUGUUCCAUGUCGCUUCUCUGUUGCCGUACAGUCCAGGAGACUCUCAGCAACUGCAGCGUAAAAGACACAUUGGCAAUGACAUCGUCGCGAUAAUAUUCCAAGAGGAGCCAACCCCUUUCAGUCCAGAUAUGAUCGCCAGCCACUUCUUACACGCAUUCAUCGUGGUACAGGUCGUCGACCCCUGCACUCCUAAUACCAGGUACAAGGUCAGCAUAACGGCACGAAACGACGUUCCCUGGUUUGGUCCAGCUUUGCCAACGCCAGCUGUAUUUUUGCGCGGAGUCGAUUUCAAGGAAUUCCUUUUGACGAAAUUAGUGAACGCCGAGAACGCGGCGUACAAGGCGGAAAAGUUCUCGAAACUCGAGCUAAGAACGAGGUCAGCUCUCUUGGAAUCUCUGACGGAAGAAUUGCAAACGAAGACCGCGGAUUUUCUCGGCGGUGCGAUCGGCCUGGGAGCUACCGGUUUGGGAUUCGGAGGGAAUUGUCCAGUAAGCCCGACGGCGAGCGACGCGUCGGGAUCUGGUAGCGGUGGAAGUGGCUCCAGAUUCAUCGAUACCGUUCGAAAAGCGCUGAUAUCGCGCGUUAGAAACGCCUCGACGGAGAGCGUACCGCAGCAAUUAUCAAAAAAGGGCCAGUCGGAGCCUAGCCCGCCGAGCAAUCGACAAUCGACCACGAAAAUUAGCAGCAAACGUUCGGUGGAGCCUUCCAGUCCCUUAGGCUCGCCGGAUUUAACCCUCAGGAGGGACUCGGAACGUGGAAGCCCUAGCUUAGGCAGUCAGGAUAGCAGUUUAUCCAACACAGACAAUCAAGAUAGUAGUUUGGCCACCCUACAGCAAGACGAGGUGGACCGUAGAGAAUCCACCACCUCAAUUUGCGCUAGCAACGAUACCACGGUGGUGGAUAAAACGUCCGUAUCGUCCGUUCAAAGACUGACUCACGAGAACUUACGGAAACAAGAGAGAUCCGAGAAGACAGAAACGACCCAGCGUGUUAUUUCGGAAAGUGACGACAGUUCAUUGAACAGCGAGCUGGAGCUAGACCAGGCUGUAUACCCGGACAGCGAUACAGGCCUCGAAUCGAUGAGUUCAGCUGAAACCCACGAUACAGCAAGGUGUACCGCCAAGGAUGGCAUUCUAGAGAAUGAAAAUUUACGAAUGGAAGUAACCAGGCUUAAAUGCGACAAGUUAGAUUUACUGAGGCAAAAUGUGACCUGCCAACGUGAUAUAAAACGUCUGCGAGAAAAGGAGCUUCAGUUACAAUCUGAUCUUGCUGCCGCUUCAAAGGAAAUUCUACGAUUGCGAGCUAUGCUGAAAGAAUGUUCGACAAGUAUCCCGUUGGAUAACAAUAAUCAACAAACGUCUACCGUUUAAAGAUCUCCUUGAGAUCUUAACACGCCUUUUGUCGGUGGAUAACUUCCCGUUGCAAUUAUUAGAUUUUAAUAAUUAGUUGGGUGCAGUAGUUGAGAACUCUACACGUCGUACUUUUUCGGAAUUGCUUCUUCCCAGGAGAAAUUUUUCCGAAGUAGUUUACAAACGGAGUUUGAAACUUGCAGUUGAAAUGCUUUAUGUUAUGUUGUAACACUGUGGUUGAACUUCUUUAGAUAGAAAUUGAUAACGCUGUAUAUUACAACAGAACGGGUCAGUGAAGGAUAUUUAGAGGAAAUGUUUCGCGAUGUAACUAUAGUGAUGCGUCUUUCGCAAUAUUAGCAACGUAGACGCUAAUUGUUACUUGUAGAAAUAUUUGUUUGAUCUUUAACAAUAUUAUUUAUCUAUUAAUUUAUUCGUAGGCGUAAGAUAAUCUCUAAUAGUCAAUACAAAGUAAAUGGUCACACAAACACACACAAUGUAUGAAUAUGAAUAGGAAUGUUUAAAAAAAAAAGUAGGUACAUCUUGUCAUUACAACAGAUAGAUUAGAAAUAAAAAGUAAAAUGGCCUUUAGACUUAGUUUCUGAAAACGAGAGUAAAUAUACAGAAAUUAAUAUUACAUAUUUUACCUGUAAUAAUUAAAUGUGCAUAAACUGAGAUCGAUAUAUAUAUAUAUAAAUUAUAUAUAAAAAUAGCAGUUACAAUUCUCGUACUGUUUUCAAACGAGAUAACUGCAUAUUGUCCCAUAACACGAUAUAAAGUGACUGGUAUAAAUAUCCACACGCUUAUGGGCUAUAGAAAUAUGUGUUUUAUCGAUAUAUUUCUGACGUCUCACAUUGAAACAAGGAUAUGUAUCGUUAGUUACAGUAUUCGUCGCGGUAAAUCUACCGAAAUCAUUACUAGUUUUUUAGUAUUAGUUCGAAACAACUUUAGCAAUUAUGAGAACACCUCGUUAGUUAAUCUCCCGGCACCAUUAUUCAAUUUAGAAUAAGAUUAGGUUUUUUAGCCGUUUCCGACGGUUAUAAUGAUUUAAAUGCACCAAAUUGUUUAAUAACACAUGAUGUACCGAUGUGUCAGUAACAUACAAGUAAGACACGUAUUAUCGUUCAUUGUUCACUAAUAUGCAAAGUAAACUAAGUGUAUUUCAUUUGCUUAGUUAUGCACCUUUUCUUUUAAUAUCUUUCACCAAUGGUAUUAGUAUGAUUUAUUUUUAUUAUUAUUAUUAUUGCUAUUAUUAUUGCGUUAUUAUUAUUAUUAUUAAUAUUAUUUUCAUUAAUAUUAAUCUCGUUGUAGUUUAUAUCAUUUUUUUCUUCUCUUGUAAAUAAUCGGCUAUCUUUCUACACGGAAAGAUCGAAGGUGUUGAAGAAAAGAAAGGACAGAGGGACAUGAAAGUUCACUCAUAUAUAAUACCAAAGUUUAUCAUAGUAAAAUCUACUUCUCUUAGUUUUCUACAUUCCUUUUCAUACGAUAUCUGCCUCUAAAACCUGCAUAUAAAAAUAGCAUAUACUUUUCCCAAGUAAACGUUUUUUCUACAAGUACAAGUUUUCUUCUGAAUUUCAAUGGAUCUUUGUAUGACUUUACAAAUAUUUUGCAGACAUAUUACGAUUAUCACUGCCUGUACAAUGUCGUUUUGGAGUGUACUACAUUUUUCCACUUUAAAAGAAACUUCUGGUUUGCCAUUUACGCAGUACGACAUGAUUUUUUCAAUUACUCGCAUUGCUUAUCUCGAAGAAUCGUUAUUCGCGAGGAAUCUCUGCUCUGUAUGAGAAUCGUGAUAUUGCAGGUGAAAAAUCGAAGAAUUGCCACUAUUAAAAUGCAAUACGUCUCGAAAUUUGUUUCACGAUGAUUUGCUUUCGAAUUUAAUUGAAACGAUGAUCUUUGUAACGCCGGCUGAGAUCUUCAGGAAAAUAAAGUUUCCAAAUGCAUGCAAAAAACAAGAAUCGCUGCGAAUAUUUUCCAGUAGUACUAUUUUUAUCUGUCGUAAAGAUGAGCACACACGAUAUAUUUUAUACGGUUUACGAUCAACGUAUUUUUACAAAGUUGUUUUAGACUGAGCGUACAAUAGGUCAUUCGAAUAUUUGAUUUUGUGGAAUUUAUACAGAACAAAAUAUUCGAAACGAAAACACCAGGAAAUGCACAUUGCAAUUAGUUUGAAUUUUAAAGUAUCGUUUUAUAAACACAUCACGUAAGAAUUCGAUGAUUUGAAACACGCGCAUACAUAUACAUACUUACAUACACACACGAUAAAAAAAUCUAAUGCUACAGAACAUAAAAAAAGCGAUUUUAUCAAAACCUGUAUUUCACUGUUGAAAAAUAAGUGCAGGUAUCGAAAGAAAUUUUCAUUACUACGAGUUAAAUUUCAUAUUUAUAAAGAGCUCGGAAUUAGUCGAAAUUACUUUUACAAAAUGUGUAUAAAGUGAAUUGCGUUCAAACAAUGGGUCAUUUGAUAAGAGCGUCUCUUUGUCUAAAAUUUAGAAAAAUAAAGACUAAGUUUACCAUUCUCUAGUGUGAUUUCUAUGCUGGCCUUGCAAAAUCAAAGAAAGAUUAUCUAUAUUACAAAGAGAUAUGUGUUAUUAUAUUACGAGAGAGAGAGAGAGAGAGAGAGAGAGAGAGAGAGAGUGAGUGCGAACGAGAGAGAUAAAAUAUUACUGCUAUAAAUAUAUAUUUUGUAUUUAAUAUUAAUCGCCCAAAUCUAUCUAACAGAACUGCGAAUACACUUAUUCUCUGACACUACGACACGAAAGUAUAUAUUUCUUAUGACUGGUGUAAGUAUUCGCAUACUAUUUUUUUUUUUUCUUUUCUAUGCACGACUGUCAACUUGAAAAUCAGUGGUAAUGAUGUUCGCCAAUAAAUAAAAUAAUUUAAACCAA
Molecule: messenger RNA, 5997 nt
Organism: Frieseomelitta varia
Lineage: Eukaryota; Metazoa; Arthropoda; Insecta; Hymenoptera; Apidae
Gene: RapGAP1
Product: rap1 GTPase-activating protein 1
Exons: 8
Coding region: 806-3133 (775 amino acids)
Biological process (GO): regulation of small GTPase mediated signal transduction; activation of GTPase activity
Cellular component (GO): cytoplasm
Molecular function (GO): GTPase activator activity
Source: RefSeq, a predicted model, not a curated record